AUGGCCGCCUUCCUCCUCUUCUCCUCCCUCCUCCUCCUGCUCGCUUCCUCGGCGAGCGCCGCCGGCCGCUGCGCCGCUCGGCUGGACUCCUCGUCGGACAUCUCCAUCCUCCACGCCUACGACGACUGCUCCCCCUUCUCUGUUCCCGGUACUUCUCCGAGUUCCUGGUUCGACACCGUUUUGGGCAUGGCGGCCAAGGACCCAGCAAGGUUCACCUACCUGGCCUCCCUCAUCGCCACCGCCCCCGCGGCGCCGCCCAAGCCCAAGCCCACCAUCGUCCCCAUCGCCGCCGGCCAGCAGGUUACCCAGACGCCCAACUACGUGCUCCGCGCGAAGCUCGGCUCCCCCGGGCAGCUCAUGUACAUGGCCCUCGACACCAGCAGCGACCUUUCCUGGGUCCCCUGCGCCGGCUGCUCCGGCUGCCCCUCCGCCACCCUCUUCAACCCCGCCGCCUCCUCCACCUUCUCCUCCCUCGACUGCGCCGCCCUGCAGUGCACCCAAGCGAAGGGCUUCCCGUGCAACACCGCCGCUACAGGAUCGCCGCCGAGCUGCGCCUUCAACCAGUCCUACGGCUCCGUCUCCCUCCUCGCCACGCUCUCCCACGACGCGCUGCUCCUGGCCAGCGACGCCGUGCCGGACUACGCCUUCGGCUGCGUCACCGCCGUGGCCUCCAGCAGCAGCGGCGGCACGGUGGUGCCGAAGCAGGGCCUGCUGGGGCUCGGAAGGGGCUCCAUGGGUCUCAUGGCACAAGCCGGGAAGCUCUACGGUGGCGUAUUCUCCUACUGCUUGCCAAGCUUCAAAUCCUACUACUUCUCCGGGAGCCUGCGGCUGGGACCACUCGGGCAGCCCAAGUCCAUCCGCACCACGCCACUGCUGCGUAACCCGCACAGGCCGUCGCUGUACUACGUGAAUCUGACCGGCGUGAGCGUGGGGAAGACGGCGGUGAAGGUGGCGCCGGAGCUGCUGGCCUUCGACCCGGCGACGGGGGCCGGCACUGUGGUGGACUCCGGCACGGUGAUCACAAGGCUGGUGAGGCCCUUCUACGAGGCGGUAAGGGACGAGUUCCGGCGGCAGGUGGCGGCGCCAGAGUACUCCUCGCUGGGGGCCUACGACACUUGCUUCUCGACGACGGCGGUGGCGGAGGACCGGACUCCGGUGGUGACGCUGAACUUGGAGGGGAUGGAGCUCGUUCUCCCGGCGGAGAACACGCUCAUCCACAGCUCCUCCACGCCUCUGGCCUGCCUUGCCAUGGCUGCCGCCCCGGAUAACGUGAACUCCGUUCUCAACGUCAUCGCCAACCUCCAGCAGCAGAACCACCGCGUCCUCAUCGACACCGCCAACUCCCGCGUGGGCUUCGCUCGCGAGCUCUGCAACUGA
Messenger RNA from Spirodela intermedia, 1377 nucleotides. NCBI's taxonomy places the organism in Eukaryota, Viridiplantae, Streptophyta, Magnoliopsida, Alismatales, Araceae. The record is from the annotation of a GenBank genome assembly.